This is a messenger RNA of Sander lucioperca (pikeperch), 4008 nucleotides long. RefSeq names its product recombination signal binding protein for immunoglobulin kappa J region b (gene rbpjb). Lineage: Eukaryota; Metazoa; Chordata; Actinopteri; Perciformes; Percidae. The record is from RefSeq and is a predicted model, not a curated record. The coding region runs from base 232 to 1704 and encodes 490 amino acids. Gene Ontology annotation, biological process: Notch signaling pathway; regulation of transcription by RNA polymerase II. Gene Ontology annotation, molecular function: DNA-binding transcription activator activity, RNA polymerase II-specific; RNA polymerase II cis-regulatory region sequence-specific DNA binding. The transcript has 11 exons. Gene Ontology annotation, cellular component: MAML1-RBP-Jkappa- ICN1 complex; nucleus.
UGUGAAGUUUCCCACGCCUGUUGUUGUGGCGUCUGCCCUUUUCGCUCACUCUCUCUCUAUUGCAGCUACCCGCCGCCUCCCCUUUUUCUCUGUCUUCCUCACCCACCCCCUUUCUCUCCGUCUCCCUCGUCCCUACACCUCCAGUCUGCUUCUGUUGUCUCGGCGGAUUGUUGGACUGUGGGAGAGAAAGGAUAUCGCGAGUAUUGGAGUUUUGGUGAGAGUUUGUGGAAGAUGGCGCCUGUUGUGACAGGGAAGUUCGGGGAGCGCCCUCAGCCACUGCGCCUAACAAGAGAAGCGAUGAGGAAUUACCUGAAGGAGCGAGGUGACCAAACUGUCAUGAUCCUGCACGCAAAAGUUGCACAGAAAUCCUAUGGCAAUGAGAAAAGGUUCUUCUGCCCUCCUCCCUGCGUCUACCUGAUGGGCAGUGGCUGGAAGAAAAAGAAGGAACAGAUGGAGCGAGACGGCUGCUCCGAGCAGGAGUCGCAGCCUUGUGCCUUCAUCGGCAUCGGCAACAGCGACCAAGAAAUGCAACAGCUUAACUUAGAGGGAAAGAAUUAUUGCACUGCCAAAACCUUGUACAUAUCCGACUCCGACAAGAGAAAGCACUUCAUGUUGUCUGUCAAGAUGUUCUACGGCAACAGCACUGACAUCGGUGUCUUCCUCAGCAAGAGGAUCAAAGUCAUCUCCAAGCCCUCCAAAAAGAAGCAGUCCCUCAAAAACGCUGACUUGUGCAUUGCAUCAGGGACCAAGGUGGCACUGUUCAACCGGCUUCGGUCCCAAACAGUCAGCACACGCUAUCUACACGUGGAGGGCGGCAACUUUCACGCCAGCUCCCAGCAGUGGGGCGCCUUUUACAUCCACCUGUUGGAUGACGAGGAGUCAGAAGGAGAAGAGUUCACUGUGAGAGACGGUUACAUCCACUACGGCCAGACAGUCAAACUGGUUUGCUCUGUCACUGGCAUGGCCCUGCCCAGACUGAUCAUCCGUAAAGUGGACAAGCAGACGGCGCUGCUGGAUGCCGAUGACCCCGUCUCCCAGCUCCACAAGUGUGCCUUCUACCUGAAGGACACAGAACGCAUGUACCUGUGCCUUUCCCAAGAAAGGAUCAUCCAGUUUCAAGCCACUCCAUGCCCAAAGGAACCAAACAAGGAGAUGAUCAACGACGGCGCCUCCUGGACAAUCAUCAGCACAGACAAGGCUGAAUACACUUUCUAUGAGGGCAUGGGCCCCGUCCACUCGCCUGUCACCCCUGUGCCUGUGGUAGAGAGCUUACAGCUAAACGGUGGAGGCGAUGUCGCCAUGCUGGAGCUGACAGGACAGAACUUCACUCCAAAUCUGCGGGUCUGGUUCGGAGACGUUGAGGCCGAGACCAUGUACAGGUGUGCGGAGAGCAUGCUGUGCGUGGUGCCCGACAUCUCCGCCUUCCGCGAGGGCUGGCGUUGGGUGCGGCAGCCCGUCCAGGUGCCCGUCACGUUGGUUAGGAACGACGGCAUCAUCUAUUCCACCACACUGACCUUCACCUACACGCCGGAGCCCGGGCCGCGGCCACACUGCAGUGCCGCCGGGGCCAUCCUGCGGGCUGGAAACUCCAGCCUGCUCAGCAACAACAGCCAGGAGGCCGGCCCCGGCAUCUACGGCCCCAACAGCACCUCCAACGCAGGAGUUACAUCCUCAUCCUCCACCGCCGCAGCUGUGGUCUCCUAACGCACACAGGGGGCCACUCAAUACUAUAUGCCUUGAGAGCAAAUGUACCACAAGGUAUAUAAAGACUAUGGGAAAUAAUAACAAAGACUGACUCACUCUAAAGUGCUGCGUAUUAAUUUUGGAUACAAAGAAGCUGAAAUGGAAAAAUUGUUGGGAGAAAGUAGCAAACGCAGGGGGAAACUGAAGGAGGAGUGACAUCACAACGCUGUCAGCUAACGGGAAUAAGCGAGAAGUGCUCCUUGACACGCCCCCUCUCCUGUGGUUACUGUCGGGACCUGCCUAUCCAGUUCUGGUGUUUGGAAUGAGUGAAAUUCCUGCAGGCUCAGAGCACCAGCACCUUUCUACGGCUGUAAGAAUGGAAACCACCACAACAAUACAUCCACCGUGUACAAACAAAUCUCUUGAAAGGAAAGUAUAUUUUUGCUCCCAACCCCCUCCCGACACUUGUUUUAUAAUUAUUCCUUUUUAUUUUAUGUUAUUUUGCAUCUAUUUGUGGUUUCCUAAAGGGGGCUGGAUGUAUUGUUGUUGGAGGGAGCGCAAGGAUGCAAUGGGACACACAUAAAACGUGACGAUAACAUAGUUUUUAUGGACCAAGGAUCUUGUAUAAGCUUUAGUAAAGGUACAUUUUUCUCCAUACCUUUUUUGUAUUAAACAUAUAGUACACUUUUGUUACCAAAUAGUUUCUAUUCUUCCUUUGAGCUUGGGCUUUGUUUUCCCCCUUUGAGGUCCAAAAUCCCAACCUGUAUGUUAUUGCGACCUUGCUACAAAUGCCUGCUUUGUCAGUCCUUUGGAUUGAACUUUUUUUUUUUUUUUGAUACUCUUGCUUCUUCUGUUGGGGAAAAAAAAUCUGAAGUUUGGGUUGUUUAUUUGCAUAAGCGAAGGUUAAUUAUUAUUAUUUUUCUUUUUUUAAAUAGGGGAAUAACCUCAGAGGGCCUAUGUUUUCUCAUUUGGUUUUUAUGAAGUCUUUAAAAAGAAAAGCUUUAAGCAACGCCUCUGCCUUGCCUGCAAUACUCUAUGUGCGCUAUGUCUCCUUUGGAAAGUAUACACAUCAGUACAUCUCACAUGGAGCCAUAGCAACAUUUGCAGAAUACAUGAAAAACUAGACUUCCGUAGUUACAAAAACAAGUCAGUUUGUCAUUUUCAAACUAAUGUAACAAGCAUAGUCAUUGACUUAAAAGGAUAGCCUUAGUACUGUAUAUUCUUCCUGUGUACACAGUCCAACCGCUCACAUAUCUUAUAUCCUGUAUCUGUUGCUCUAUUGGUCACUGUUAACGUAUCAUAAUGUAGUGAAACUUAAAACUGCAGCUAGCUAGGUUUCUUCCAAUGUGUGCUGUAGUUGUGGUGGCAUUUAACUCCAGUGGUUUUCCAAAAAGAUGGACACUUUUCAAUUUGAUGUGGCCUUACCGAUAACUUCAAUUACAAAAAAAAGUACUUCACCUUUUCUUAUCUGCUGUUUACUCACCUCUGAAGAACCUGUGCAUAGCACAAAAACAAGCUAAUGCCUCGCUUCUUACCACAGGAGCUCUGCUGUUUUGAGCUCAUCGCCGCGGCUCCAGAACCACCUUGUCAUGCAAAAGCAGCCUUCUGAAGGAUCUCUCAGCCUUCAGUUGUUUUUGGGUGUUCAAGUACAAUAAGCCCGUUUUUUAUUCUCAUGUGGUGCCCAGCACCUUUUCACUUUUGGUACAAUGUCUCUUGAGCGCUGUAAGCUCUUUUCAGCCUUCCUUAAAAAAAAAAAAAAAUCUCCUGUGGUUUAUUAUCUUUGCAGAAACAAGCCUGUGUACAUACUCACUGUCCGAGUAGUUGCACUCAUCUGUGUUCAUGGCGACCGCGUCUCCUGUAGGAGUAUAAAGGCCUUCUAAAUGUGUAUUAUUGAAGAUGUGCAUUUCCACAACAGAACAGCAAUAUUGUACAGGUCAUUUCAUCGUUUUUGUCUGCCUGAGCACUAGUUCACCAGCCAGCAAAUAUGUGUAUGUGUGUGUGUGUGUGUGUGACUGUCAUAUGUAGUUGCUGUAAUGGAAUAUUGAGUCAGACUCGCUCCAUUUCAAAGUGUGUUCCAACUGCUCUCCAAAAAAAGAAAAAAAAAAAAAAAGAACCUGAGAUUAAUGGGGUGUUUCUGUCUUCCACCAGGAUCCAAAUGUCUGAUAAUUGUGGAUAAACAUUCAAAGGCAAUACUUGUGAUCUUAAGUAUUACAGUACAACUGUAUACAUGUCCGGGGAAAAAAACAAAAACAAUACUGUAACUUGAAUGUCUGCUUAAUGAAGUAUUUCAGAAUUUUCUUACAAACAAACCCUUGAAAUAGGAAC